AUGACUCAAGUCAGUAAGAUCGCAGCUGAACUCUGGGAGAAUGCUUCAGAAGAUGAAAAGGCUUUUUGGCAAAGACAGUAUGAGAUUAAUCGUGAUUUCAAAAAUGAAACAACCGAUGAGGUUGAAAUUUUCGGCACUGAUUUCAGUCCCCUUCCUACAAAUAAUUACCAAAUGAAUGACUUGUCUUUUCCGGCUGAACUGGUUCAGUUUGAAAAUGAUUUUUUGUUUUGUAAUUUUUGUCAAAACUUACUUGACGCAAAUGUAGAAUUCUGUCCUUGUUUAAAAACUCUUUAUGACACGAAUGAGUUUUCAUGUUAUCCGACUUGCAACGAAUUACCAAAUUAUCACUUGCCCAAUGGGGAAAUCUUCAAUAUUCAAGACAGUUAUAUUACUGAAUUCCCAAAUAACAUUAAUUUUAAUUUAUUUAACACUUAA
Molecule: messenger RNA, 435 nt
Organism: Funneliformis geosporum
Lineage: Eukaryota; Fungi; Glomeromycota; Glomeromycetes; Glomerales; Glomeraceae
Source: the annotation of a GenBank genome assembly